This is a messenger RNA of Folsomia candida, 1057 nucleotides long. RefSeq lists its product as uncharacterized. Bases 74 to 502 code for a protein of 142 amino acids. The record is from RefSeq and is a predicted model, not a curated record. The transcript has 2 exons. NCBI's taxonomy places the organism in Eukaryota, Metazoa, Arthropoda, Collembola, Entomobryomorpha, Isotomidae.
UUGUCAGCAAUGAAGUCUUUCCUGCUCCGCUCUCAUAGUGAACUAUCCUUCUUCAAAGUGGGAAUAUAGAAUAAUGGGAAUUUUAAGCACUUCCGAUGGGGGCGGAUUAGUUAGCAGUCUUGCCGGUGGGUUAUACCCGGGUAACAGCGGUCUCUGCGUGUUCACUUGUGCCGCCAUCCUCUCCGCGGCGGGGGCUGUGGCGUCCCUCAUGGACUUGGAUAUCGGGUCGGAAAGCGCCUUCUUCGCCACGACGGGAUUGGGAGCGCUGUGUUUUGCGGAUUGUCAGUAUUUAAGGCUGGUGCAGGAAAGGGGCGGAAUUCAUGGCAAGGCUGCGUUUGGGAAUCGAGAUGAGCCUCUCCCAGCCGUCGGAUGGACACCAGGAGACGCCAGCGGGGGAGGUCGGCGUAGAAGAAAAACACUCCCUGCGCAGGCGCACCACCCGCAGGACGAAGAUGUAUUGGCGCGCCACUCCCUCAAGAAUAAGCGGGAAUCCAGUUCGUAAAUUUAGUAUUCCUGAAACCACAGCUUGAAAAAGAGUUUCUAAAAAAACCUGUUCUGAAUAUUGUCAUGUGUAUUCUGCAAAAGAUGUGUGACAAUUUCUGACCAUAUUUAUUUAUUUCAAGACUAGUUCAACUAACUAACAAUGUGAUCACGCCAGUGCAGUGGUCUUGCUCCGAGUUUAACGAAAUAACUUAAAUUAUGUAUGUAACCUUUCAUAAAUAAUUUAACACGAGUUUCACGAUUUUUCAUAAUCAUCCAUUUAAACGAAAUUAUGAUGGAAAUCGUAAUCUAGAAUUUUUAGUUUGUCCCUCGCGAGAAAAAUUUCACACUAAAAAUACAAAUCUUGUUUAACGGAUUCCAUCAUAAUUUUUAUUAAAAAUGAAUUUAUUAAAACUGAAUAAAAGUUUAAACUGUGCACUAUGGUAAUUCCUGAAACGAGAUUAAUUAUUUGUCAAAGAAUACAGUUGGAGUACAUGUCUUACAUAUUCUAAAUCAUUGUUCCACUCCAAUGUUUUUGGUGCUUUUAUGUAUUAAAAUAAAUCAUAUUUUCGUCAUU